This is a messenger RNA of Linum tenue, 3126 nucleotides long. The record is from the annotation of a GenBank genome assembly. NCBI's taxonomy places the organism in Eukaryota, Viridiplantae, Streptophyta, Magnoliopsida, Malpighiales, Linaceae.
AACGUGGGUGAAUUUGGAACUGAUAAGGUAGUUUUGAUCGUUGUUAUAUAAAGCAGAUUGUGAUGAUUUUUUUCUCUACUGUCAUCUACUUUGUUAGCAGGCUUUCACGCUUUAGGUUUCUUCCAGCUCCGGCAGCAAUUUAUUUUGCUUCCAGGUCCGUCUCCCGCCUUCCAUCUUUUCUGCUUCUUUUAAGAUGUCUGGUCUCUAGAGUUUGAGAUUAAAGAACACCAACAAGUCUGUCUGUGUUUCCCUCUCCUGGGUGUCUCGUAGUUUGAUUUGCAGUUGAUUCUGGUAAAGGGAAGGAUAGAACUUUAGUAGCUGAACUUCUGAUACUAACAUGGCUUGGAAAUUGAGGGUAAACCAGAUAAAACGCGUGAGGUCCAUGGCCGAGACAGCUGCUGGGAAGAAGCUUAUCCGCGUGGAUGUGAGUUCUGACACUAUAUGCCCAUGGUGUCUUGUGGGGAAGAGAAACCUGGACAAAGCUAUAGCUGCCUCUACUGACAGAUUUGAUUUUGAGAUCAGAUGGCACCCUUUCUUCCUCAAUCCCUCUGCACCUAAAGAAGGGAUGAACAAACUGCAAUUUUACAAGGACAAGUUUGGGCCUCAACUUGAUGGAGUUGUAGCACGGAUGACUGAGGUCUUUAGAGGCCUUGGUCUGAACUAUAACCUGUCCGGCCUCACGGGAAACACUCUAGACAGCCACAGGCUUAUAUAUUAUGCUGGAAAGCAGGGUUCUGAUAAGCAACAUAACCUUGUUGAGGAGCUGUUCCUUGGCUACUUCACUCAGGCUAAGUACAUUGGAGAUAGGUAAAGUUCAACUUUCUAUGUGGUCCAGCAAGCCUUAUUUCGUCACCGACUGUAUAGACUUCAUUCACAGUUCUAACAUGAGAUUCAUGGCGAUCUUAGGUGCAUUUUCAUUUAUAUAUUUACCAUGAAUCCUGUUUGCUCUUUUGUGUCUAUGCUUCAAUCGACUUACUUUGCACCUGCACAAAUAAUAUUUUCGAUGUUGCUUGUCUGUGACCAAGUAAAGUUAGAUCACCUAGAGUGAGACUUCAGUUUGUAUAUAGUUGUAUAAAUUGGGGUUUGCAAUUGAUCAGAAUCAAACAAUACAGGGAACACAAGAGUGUAUGUAGUUCUUUUUUCCCCUCUAUUGCUUAUCUACCAACGCAAUCAAUGUUGGCAGAGAAUUUCUUUUGGAAUGUGCUCAGAAGGUUGGCCUAGAAGGUGCAGCAGAAUUUCUCGAUGAUCCCAAUAAUGGGCUCCAAGAGGUAAUGGAAGAGCUCAACAACUACUCCUCAAACAUUAACGGAGUCCCAUACUACGUGCUGAAUGGGAAAGUCAAGCUGAGUGGUGGUCAGCCACCAGAGGCAUUCCUGAGAGCUUUUGAGGCUGCUGCAAAUUGAUGAGCUGAAAUUACAUCCCCUGACAAGAGUCUAUGUAUGUAUGUGUGUUAUCAAUAAAGGAGCUAUAUAUAACGCUCGAAUUCAGCCACGCAUAGAAUUCUAUUCAUGUGCUAGCUAUGAAUAAAGGACCUACACCUACAUAUAAUUGUGGGUAAUAAUGAGAGAUCGUGAUCCUGUCCGAGUUCAUGUGCUUAAGCCUUAAUGUAUGAACACAGUGAUCCCUCUCCAACAGGGAAUUUCCUUCUUUUGUUUGUUUGAUGAAUAAAUGGAAAGGAAUACUGGUGUUUGUGUUCAUACCCUGCUUCUGUAAUAGUCAGGGACAUGAAAAGGUGAGACAUAUCCUGAUGUAUAAAUGCAAUCAGAUAAGCACUUAAGCAGUCUUUGACACUCAAGAAUAAAAAGUCUUCCAGUUAUGGGGGCUGAAAAAGUCAAGCUUGGCACCAAACACGUCCUUACAUAGAGGAAAACGCAUGUUCUCCUUCUCAUUCUGCUCUUUAUGAUAUUCCUGCUGCCUUGCCUCCAGAGAGGUCUAAACUCUUUUUCCAGAUCGCCAUGGCUACCAACUCCGGGAAGAAGCUGAUAAGAAUUGAUAAUUGAUAUAAGUUCAGACACUGUAUGUCCAUGGUGCUUUGUUGGCAAGAAAAACUUGGACAAAGCCAAAGCUGCCUCUAGUAACAGAUUUGAGUUUGAGAUUAGAUGGCAUCCAUUUCAGCUGUAUCCUGAUGCCCCAAAGCAAGGAGUGAACUUGUUACAGUUCUACAGAGGAAGGUUUGGAGGCGGAAUCGAUGGAAUGAUGGCUCGCAUGUCUGAGAUCUUCAGGGGACUUGGCAUGAACUAUGACGUUUCCGGGCUAACGGGAAGUAGUAUGGAUAGCCACAGGCUGAUGUAUUUAGCAGGUGAGCAAGGGCUUGACAAACAGCACAAGCUUGCUGAGGAACUCUUCCUUGGAAACUUCACACAGGCCAAGUACAUUGGAGACAGAGAAUUCCUGCUCCAAUGUGCUGAGAAGAUUGGAUUAGAAGGCGCAGCUGAGUUUCUCGAUGACCCCAAUGCUGGACUGAAACAGGUAAAUGAGGAUCUGGAAAAGACGGUGGUUAGAGGAGUGCCCUACUAUGUGAUUAACGGGAAGCACAAGUUGAGUGGAGCACAGCCCCCAGAAGGUUUCUUGCGUGCUUUUGAAGUUAUUGCCAAACAAUAAUCCUGCAACCAGAUUGCUAGCUGUUUCCUUGGUACUUCUUUUCUUAUUUCAGAAACCAGAAUUGACAGUUAAUAAAUGAAACGUUGGGGCUGCAUUCGUGCUCUUCUGAUAUGCUUAUGGCCCUCCUUUGCCCUUUUGUUCUCUUGUGUGAUCAUCGCUUAUGCUGCAAAGUUUAGAGCUCUCAAGCUGCCAAUCCAAGCAGAGAGUUGGAUUCAACAGUCGUACUUUGGCCUCCAUUGAAGAGGUACAUUAGAGCUGUGUGUAAUGCAAGUUGGAGAGAAAGGACAUACACAAGCCAUCACUACCCCACCCAACCACCCACUCCCACCAUUGAUGCAAGUGUUUGGAAAAAAAAGUAGUGAUGGGUGAUGGGUCAACUGCCAGAGUGGGGGCCUUAACUGGAAUUUUGUGGAUUGAAGUUACUUUUAUCACUUUUCAAAGCCACCAAACUGCUUGAGUUCGACCCAUAUGUUUCCAUUUGCACUAGUAUGUUAAUAUGCGAGGUAAAAUAUCUCGGGUACCCCU